UUUCGCUGCAUCUUUACAGACCAGAAAACCUCAAUUCAUCAUGGCUCCAACAGCUCAAGUUGCUAAGAAAGGCUCCAAGAAGGCAGUCAAGGCACCUCGGCCCAGCGGUGGCAAGAAGAGGAACAGGAAAAGGAAGGAGAGUUAUGGAAUCUACAUCUACAAAGUCCUCAAGCAGGUUCAUCCAGAUACCGGCAUCUCCAGUCGGGCCAUGGUCAUCAUGAACAGCUUCGUCAACGACAUCUUCGAGCGAAUUGCCGGCGAAUCUUCCCGCCUCGCUCAGUACAACAAAAAGUCAACCAUCAGCAGUCGCGAGAUUCAGACCGCCGUCCGCCUCAUUCUCCCCGGAGAGCUGGCAAAGCACGCUGUGAGCGAGGGUACCAAGGCAGUGACGAAAUACACUACCUCCAAGUAGACAGGUCAUAUCCUGCUCUAAUUGGACAUAAUACAACGGCCCUUUUCAGGGCCACACAAAUAAUCAAGAAAGAAUGAUAUCCGUAGUAAUGUAGCGUAGUUGUUUAUUAAAUAAAUAAUGUGUAUAACGAAUAUAAGAUAUAAUCAAGAUUACACAAUAGUAUGUAAUAAUAUUAGCCCUAUAUAAAUCUCACUCUAUAAAUCUAGACUAGAGCAUAAAGUGUAGUCAUGAUGGUCGGAAGGAAGACGAAAAUAGUUGAUUAAUUAAAUAAAAAAGAAAUACAA
Molecule: messenger RNA, 696 nt
Organism: Strongylocentrotus purpuratus (purple sea urchin)
Lineage: Eukaryota; Metazoa; Echinodermata; Echinoidea; Camarodonta; Strongylocentrotidae
Product: histone H2B.2, embryonic
Exons: 1
Coding region: 41-412 (123 amino acids)
Biological process (GO): nucleosome assembly
Cellular component (GO): nucleosome
Molecular function (GO): protein heterodimerization activity; DNA binding; structural constituent of chromatin
Source: RefSeq, a predicted model, not a curated record